AUGAACUCCCUCACGGGCAGCAUCUCCGAUUCGAUACGUUAUUUGUACAGCAACACCGACGAUUCGGACCGUUCGGAACGAGAACCCAUCCUAUUGAAAAGCAAAAAGCCCAAAUGUUACGAAAAUGUCCUCACCUUCCGGGACACGGAACUGGUUCAACCGGGGAUACUACAAAGGGCUAUUUCGGUAUCCGAUGCACCGCCUGAUAGGUUUUAUAUUGCCGUUUUGGUAGCCUUUUUUAGCGGUCUUACCGGAAUGUUUCCAUUAUCUUUCUUCGUAGUAGCAAAUGAUUAUUGGAUGUACAAGUUCAGGGACCCCAUGCAGGAGACCUACGAUUUGAACAACAAGACCUACUUGCAGAAAACGUUCGUGUCGAUGUUGUCCAUAUGCACGGCAUUUCCCAGCGUCAUAUCAGUAUUUUUGUCGGCGAGAUUGGGCCACAAAAUCGAAUUGAGGAGCAGGCUGUUGAUGGCGCUGGCCGUUUGGAGCAUCACGUUUCUCUUCAUCACGGCGUUCGUUUUCAUCGAUACGGAUUCUUGGCAGACUGUAUUUUUUGGACUGACGAUGACCGUUUGCAGCAUAACUUCUUUUUUUCAUCCGUUUUACGCGAUGGCAAAUUUGGUUUACUUAUCGAAAUUCCCGGUGUUUUAUUUGAAAUUGAACAUGUUCGGGUCGGCUGUAAGCGGUUUAUUAAGCACAAUGCUGCAAAUUAUUUCUUUAGCCGUAGGACGGAAUUCCACGCAAACUGCUCUGAUUUACUUCGGAUGUGGAACUUUGGUGAUCAUAUUCACACUGUUUCUGAUGUACGUAAAGAAAUACUCGCCCACUGUGGAGUAUUAUUUGGACAAAAGGAAGGCGAAGAAUGCCACUUAUACGCUACAAGAAUAUUGGCAAGUGGCCAGACAAAUGUGGUUUAUAAUCGUAUUAUGCAUUAUAAACGGGGGUACUGUGAAUAUGGGUCAUCCGAACAUAACGAAUCUGGUCGUGUCCGAGGGUUAUACGGGCACUGGUGAAAACCUGUGGUAUGAUAAAUACUUUGUUGUUGUGGCUACUUAUUUGCUAUAUGAUAUUUUCCAAAUUUUCGGAAGAUUCUUCAUGAAACCUAUAAUUACGCAAGAAAACGCUUUGUAUUUUAUAGGAAUCGCAUUAUUAAGAAGUAUCUUUCUAACGCCUCUGUUAUUAUUUUGCAAUGCCCAACCGAGGAAUCACUUACCAGUACUAUUCCCACACGAUUACCAGUACAUGAUCAUAUUAGCUGUUUUCAGUUUUUCAUUGUCUGUAUUCCUUGUUUUAGGAUAUGUCAGUUUACCACACAUAAUGCAGGACAAAGCAGAACAAGGAUAUUUGAUAUUAAUGAGCGUAUCGCUAAUAACAGCAACUGUAAGUAGUCCUUUGAGUCCAGUGUAUGUUAAUUUAUUGUAA
This is a messenger RNA of Phyllotreta striolata, 1422 nucleotides long. The record is from the annotation of a GenBank genome assembly. NCBI's taxonomy places the organism in Eukaryota, Metazoa, Arthropoda, Insecta, Coleoptera, Chrysomelidae.